This is a messenger RNA of Dacryopinax primogenitus, 288 nucleotides long. RefSeq lists its product as uncharacterized. Lineage: Eukaryota; Fungi; Basidiomycota; Dacrymycetes; Dacrymycetales; Dacrymycetaceae. Gene Ontology annotation, biological process: vacuolar proton-transporting V-type ATPase complex assembly. Bases 1 to 288 code for a protein of 95 amino acids. The transcript has 3 exons. Gene Ontology annotation, cellular component: endoplasmic reticulum membrane. The record is from RefSeq and is a predicted model, not a curated record.
AUGAGCGUACAAGCCGCACCAGCGCGAAUAGUAGAACAGACAGUGAUUGGCGGUGUUCUGGCCAAACUGGCUUUGUUCAGCCUCAUGCUAGCCGUCGGUCCAAUAGGCACAUAUUUCGGUAUGACGUGGUAUAUUACCAAAGAUACGAACAUCGCGGCAAUUGCCGCUAUUGUUGUUGCCAAUCUCGUCCUCGUCGGCUACAUCAUGGUUGCGAUAGCCGAGGACAUGCAAGACCAGCUGCAGACACAGCAAGCCAAAGAGAAGCUGGAGGUGCGCAAAACCCAAUGA